Heterobasidion irregulare TC 32-1 is the source of this 2588-nucleotide messenger RNA. RefSeq lists its product as uncharacterized. The record is from RefSeq and is a predicted model, not a curated record. Lineage: Eukaryota; Fungi; Basidiomycota; Agaricomycetes; Russulales; Bondarzewiaceae. Bases 480 to 2309 code for a protein of 609 amino acids. Gene Ontology annotation, biological process: mitochondrial protein processing; protein-containing complex assembly. Gene Ontology annotation, cellular component: membrane; m-AAA complex. Gene Ontology annotation, molecular function: ATP-dependent peptidase activity; ATP hydrolysis activity; metalloendopeptidase activity. The transcript is spliced from 4 exons.
GUGCAUCUCGCCUCGCAUCUCGCCGCCUCGUCCCAGUAGCAUCCUCGUCACGAUGGCAGAGGUCCUUCGCUACUCCUACCGACAACAAGCCUGACUUGGAGCAGAAGGGAAAAGAGAAGGAGCACGUUUCUUCCCCUCAGGAGCCUCAGAAGUCUGACCUCAGUGGCCUUGAGGGUUUCUUCCAGCGCUACCAUCAGAAAGGGCCCCAGUCGAGCGACCAGAACCAGGAGCAGCAGUCAAAGCCGCCUCCAGGCGGCAAUAAUCCCAAUAACAGCAACUUUAACCCCAACCAGCUCGCGCUGCUGGCCACCGCGGCUGCUGUCUUCUAUUCGCUCUCUUCCUCCAGCUCUUCUUCCUCGCGCGAGAUCACAUGGCAGGAGUUCCGCACUGCCUUCUUGGACAAGGGUCUCGUCGAUAAACUCACUGUCGUAAACCGGACCAAAGUCCGUGUCAAGUUGCAUUCAAAUGCGACGGGCCAGAUGUAUCCCGCAGCAGCUUUAGGCUCCGGCGAGUACUACUUCUCCAUUGGCAGUGUCGAGGCAUUCGAGCGCAAGCUGGACGAGGCUCAGAAAGAAAUCGGUAUUCCAUCCCACGAGCGGAUCCCCGUGGCCUAUCACGAUGAGGUUUCUGCCGUUGGUGCACUCCUUAACUUCGCUCCCACCAUUCUCUUCGCUGGCUUGCUGUUCUACAUGACGCGCCGUGCUGGUGGUGGAGGUGGUGGUGGAGGCGGCAUUUUCAGCAUUGGAAAGAGCAAGGCGAAGCUCUUCAACAAGGAUACUGAUGUCAGGGCGAAGUUCAAGGACGUCGCAGGCAUGGACGAGGCCAAGGAGGAGAUCAUGGAGUUUGUCAAAUUCCUCAAGGACCCCACCAAGUACGAAAAGCUGGGGGCUAAGAUCCCUCGCGGUGCCAUCCUCUCCGGACCUCCUGGUACGGGAAAGACGUUACUUGCUAAGGCCACCGCCGGCGAAGCGAGCGUCCCUUUCCUCUCCGUCUCCGGUUCCGAAUUCGUCGAGAUGUUCGUCGGUGUUGGUUCCUCGCGUGUACGCGACCUUUUCGCGUCCGCGAAGAAAAAUGCCCCUUGCAUCAUCUUCAUCGAUGAAAUUGACGCCAUUGGUAAGUCACGCGGAAAGGGAGGCAACAUGGGUGGGAACGACGAGCGCGAGUCGACGCUCAACCAGCUCCUUGUCGAGAUGGAUGGUUUUGGCACACAGCAGCAUGUCGUCGUAUUAGCCGGCACCAAUAGGCCUGAUGUCCUCGACCCCGCACUCAUGCGUCCCGGCCGGUUCGACCGACACAUCGCCAUUGAUCGUCCAGACGUCUCUGGCCGCAAGGGUAUUUUUUUGGUUCACCUCAAACCUCUUCGUUUGUCCGAAAAACUUCCCGAGCUCGAGACCUUUGCGCACAAACUCGCAGUACUCACUCCCGGGUUCUCUGGAGCUGACAUUGCCAAUGUCUGCAACGAAGCUGCGUUGCACGCCGCGCGCCAUUCGUCAGAGUAUGUUGAGGAGGAGAAUUUCGAGAGCGCAAUUGAACGGGUGAUCGCGGGCCUCGAACGCAAGUCGCGCGUGCUCAGUCCUGAGGAGAAGAAGACAGUUGCUUAUCAUGAGGCGGGACAUGCGAUCUGUGGAUGGUUCCUCGAGCAUGCAGACCCACUGCUCAAGGUCAGCAUCAUCCCGCGCGGCGUCGGCGCUCUGGGUUACGCUCAGUACCUUCCGCCCGAUCGUUAUCUCUUCUCGUCACCGCAGAUGCUGGACCGUAUUUGCAUGACGCUCGGUGGUCGCGUGUCGGAGGAAAUCUUUUUCGGUGCUGAGAACAUCACCACAGGUGCGCAGGACGACCUGCAGAAGAUCACUCGCAUGGCUUUCGAGGCAUGUGCAAAUUACGGGAUGAACACCAUCAUCGGACCUGUCAGCUAUGGUGGUCGGGAAAGCCAGCGGGAGAGCUGGCAGAAGCCCUUCAGCGAGAAGACGGCUGAGAUGUUGGACUCGGAAGUUCGCAAGAUGAUCUCGAACGCACAUCAGCGGACAACUGAGCUUUUGACUAAGCACCGGGAGGAUGUCGAGAAGGUCGCCAAACUCCUGCUCCAGAAGGAGGUUAUCACUCGCGAGGACAUGAUUGACCUUCUGGGCAAGCGACCCUUCGCCAACAAGGCAGACGAUAUGGACAAAUGGCUUGACAAGCAUCGUGGCUCUGAGAGCAGCGCGCCGCCACCCCUCGAGGAGAACCUCAACGAACAGCCUACGCCCUCACCCACACCCACACCAUCGCCAGGUGUUGCAACGACUCGGAUAGACGAGAAAUCGCUGUGAUUUACUUCUUGGGUUCUUGACACAUACAUACGUGUGGGUAGAUAGGAUGGACGAUGAGACGCACGCUGCUGACACAUGUAUUUUAUUUAAUUCAUAGCACUUCUCAUGCCCAUUGCUAUGCAUUCUUUGAUGAUCGCAUAUCCAACAUUGCACCGUAUUUACCGGCCCACCCCCCUUAUACAACACUGAUCUUCACACCCGCAUUCAUCAUGUGCUAUCUUCUGCUAAUUUCGGGCCCUUACAUAGCCUUUACAAUGUAUACCGGAACCCACUCCACAG